Molecule: messenger RNA, 853 nt
Organism: Owenia fusiformis
Lineage: Eukaryota; Metazoa; Annelida; Polychaeta; Sabellida; Oweniidae
Source: the annotation of a GenBank genome assembly
CUUUUAUUUCACUGUUUUGGGGCAUUGGAUGUCAUUAGAUUAUAUAUUACUGUAAUCAAAAUUUGUAUAACAUAUGAUUCAUGAAAAUAGUCUCAAAUAGGAUCACAGUAUGUCGUACUGUAACUCUUUGUCCAGAUGUCAGAAACAUGGUUCCAAAUAAACUCUUAACUCUGGUGUUUGUAAGGGAGGCUUCUAGAAUCCUCCUUGGGAUGAAAAAGAAAGGAUUUGGUGCUGGGCGAUGGAAUGGAUUUGGAGGAAAAGUCGAAAAAGGAGAAACAAUAGAGGAAGGAGCAAAAAGAGAGUUACAAGAGGAAAGUGGAUUGGUCGCUGAACAACUCGACGAAGUUGGACGUCUGAUGUUUGAAUUUGAAGGGGACCCACAGCUAUUAGAAGUUCAUGUAUUCUCCACAAGAAACUACAAAGGUACCCCCACAGAGUCAGAUGAGAUGCGCCCACAGUGGUAUAAUAUAGACAGUAUUCCAUACAGUAAUAUGUGGCCCGAUGACAAAUACUGGGUACCUCUAUAUCUACAGGAUAAAAAAUUCUCAGGGUAUUUCAAGUUCAAAGGACAUGAUGAUAUAAUUGAACAGACUUUGAAAGAAGUUGAUAAUCUACAGAAUCUGUAGUGUAGUUUAUUAGUUAAAAAGUUCCAGGUCAAAUCUGGUGCAAUGAAGCUUGUGUUUUAAGGGAUUCUACAUCACAUUAUUUACAUGAGUAAGUUAUAUGACAAUAAGUGGACAGACACACACCAGUAUACUACUGGUGGGUCUAGAUAUGGUGGGGUGGGUUACGUGGGUGUCAAUUUUUGGACCUAAAAUUGGCAUUUUGACCUCAAGCUGAGGCCUCAUGUUCG